GUCCCUAUCCCUGUUCCUGUCUCUAUCCCUAUCCCUGUCCCUGUCCCUGUCCCCAGCAGCAGCCGGCCCGGCCGUGCCCGGCCCUCCCCUGCCAGCAGGGCGCUGCGGAGGCUGCGCGAGGCGGGGACUGGCGCGGGAGGCAGAAGAUGGCGGAGGCCGAGGUUUGGCUAUCUCCUAAUUGAGGAGAGUCAAAAUACUGCCUACAAGUGAAUCCUCCUCAGCCAGCCUCUCGGAUGCCUCUGAGAACAUAAGAAGUCAUGGCGGAAAAUGACGCAAUGCCAACCUUACCAAAAAAGUGUGGUCCAUACAUUUCAUCUGUAACCAGUCGUGGCAUGAAUUUGGUAAUUCGUGGUAUAGUGCUGUUUUUUAUUGGCGUAUUUCUUGCAUUAGUAUUAAACUUGCUUCAGAUCCAGAGAAACGUUACUCUCUUCCCCCCUGAUGUGAUCACAAGCAUCUUCUCCUCAGCUUGGUGGGUGCCACCUUGCUGUGGCACAGCGUCAGCUGUGAUUGGGUUAUUGUACCCAUGCAUGGACAGACAUCUGGGAGAGCCACAUAAAUUUAAGAGAGAAUGGUCCAGUGUAAUGCGAUGUGUAGCAGUCUUUGUGGGAAUAAAUCAUGCCAGCGCUAAAGUGGAUUUUGCCAACAAUAUCCAGUUGUCUCUAACAUUAGCAGCACUGUCAAUUGGACUGUGGUGGACAUUUGAUAGAUCACGAAGUGGCUUUGGUCUUGGAGUAGGAAUUGCUUUCUUGGCCACAUUGGUGUCACAGUUUCUGGUCUACAAUGGAGUUUAUCAAUACACAUCUCCAGAUUUUCUUUAUGUUCGUUCCUGGUUGCCAUGUAUAUUUUUUGCUGGUGGAAUAACUAUGGGCAACAUCGGCAGGCAGCUGGCAAUGUAUGAAUGCAAAGUCAUUGCAGAGAAGUCUCACGAGGACUGAGGAGAAACAAUAUGCACCUUUUACAUAGGAAAAUAUUUGACAAAUGACUGUCGGAGGAGCAUAAGGAACACUUGACUAUGAAAUUGCCAAAAUGCAAUUUUUUUCCCUUCAGUGGUAUACUUUACUGCAAUCUGUGAUUGCUGCUUCUAUAGAAACCUUGAUGUCUCUUUUUUGAUUACUGUGAAGUUACAAUAGUAUGCAAUACAUUUGACAAUAUUGGUUCAAAUAUAGGAUUCUCUUUUUCCAAAUCUAAACCAAGUUUACCAUAAAUUACUGUCUGUCCGUAAUGUUGCAGUGCCAAACUGAACCUUUUGCACUACAUUUCUGUAGCUGAAACUUCUGCUUCACUUUAUCUUGAAAGUUUUGAGGAAUUUGUUCUUAAUAGCGCAAUGAAAGACAAGGGAUUCAAAGAUAGGAAUGAAGAUCUCUUUACAUGAUGAUAGCUAAUGAUACCUUUAAGAAAUUCAUGGAUUACAGGUGAGCCUUGAUGCAAUAAGUAACUGAUUUCUGCCUAUUAACAUGCUGUAUCAUUCUUCAUCACAGGAAACCUGAUAUUUGUCUGUGAUCCGUGCCCAGUUUCCCAUAUUCAGAAUGUGAAAAUGGAAACUGAGGAAAAUGAAAACUGAGGCUUCACUAUUUUUCCCCCUUGUACAACCAAUAUACAUGCUUAGAUAUGGAUUUAUGUGGAUGAUCAUUAGAUGUGGACAAAUUCUGAAACUGCUUGUAUUGAGUACCAGGAUACAAUUCGGGUCAUUCUUGUACAAUUUCUUAAGCUGACUUGUGUUGAUCCCUUUUAAAAAGGUGUGGUUUUUUGUUUUUUUUUUUUUUUUAAUGAAAUUUAAUUCUGCUGAACUAAAUCAGCCACUACCAUUUAGUGUCAGAAAGACCUCCAUUACCAACAUUACUCGUGAUUGUUCUUGUCUUUUCCCUGUUGUAUUUGCAGGGAUUGGCAGGAGAAGGCAAGGCUGUAUUUUAGGUACUGAUGUAGCCCUUAUUUCUGUGACCUUGGUCCAGGCACUCAUAAAUGCAUUCGUUCUCAUCGCAACUUUCUGAAGUAGAGAAGUCCUGUUAUCCUUGUUUUACAGGUGCCUCUGCACAGAAGGUCUGAUAGGACAGAGCUGAAAUAGGCCAUAUAUAAAUUGGUUCCCUUCUUGAGAAGAAUUUUAGUGUGACCCGUGUUCAUGAGCAUACAUGGAAUCCCCUUAUGUUGGCCUUGCAGCUCCCUUUUAAGAGCAUGAGACAAAAGAAACUGUGCAAGAAAGCAGAAAGCAGACUUGAAGAGGACUCAGCCAGCAGGCACCGGCAGUGAAUUUGGUGUGGAAUGGCUCUACUUUUUCCUCUCUCUGUUUCUGUGCUGUUGUUGUUUUAAUUGUUGUAUUCUUUUUGUUUGUUUGUCUUGAAGUACUUUUUAAAUCUUCCAUGAAAGGUUUAUAAGAAAUGUUACAGUCACCUAAGGAGACUGGAGUUGGUCCAAAGAACAAAUAGAUGUUUAGACGAGUUUUUAUUAAUAAAUGUGCAUAUGCGUUGUACAUGAAGCUUGAAAUAGGCAACUCUUUUUCAGUCUUAUAUACCUAUAUUUAAGUCUGAAAAGUAUGCAAUGGAGUGCUUCCAAAAAUGAUGGUCACAAGAAGGAAAAUUUCUUGAAUGGGAAAGUGUAGAAACAAUAAAUAAGCGAGUGAUGUGUAAAGAGCUUGGUUCUGCAGCUCCACAAUUUCAUUAGCUUAUAACAGUUCUAUGGCAAUUCAGCACCUAAAGCACACUUUCAUUUGGUAAUGUUUCAAGCAAGCAUUUGCAGAUAUUCUUUACCAUGUUCUUCUAAACUGAGGUAGACCGUGUUUAAGUAAAUCCCUGACUAGAGAUUUCUUUUAAUCAAAUCAUGUGGCAAUAUAAAGCUUUAAAUUAUUAAUGUCAGGAGACCAUUUGGGCAUGAACUGAGGGUGAGUUUCCUUAGGCAGCCUGUGGCAUCCCACGAAAGAAACUGUUGUGCUUUCUGUACAGUAUUUGGCCUGAUCUGCCUUCUUUACUUCAACAAAUGGUUUUAGCCUGGUGAGCGGAAUGAGGAGUCCCUCUUGAAUUAUCAAGGCAUGAAUGGCAAAAAAUUCAGAUGUUGGUGUUUCUUAUCCUAACUGUAGGAAAUAACAUGGUACCUCAGUAGCCAGUGUGCUGACUGUGCUGACUUGGCAAACAAUUUACUUUCAUUGUGACCAGUAAGUGUGUACAACUCAAGAUGAAUAGUUUUAAUUAUUCACUUGGUGGUGGAACUGCUUUUACCUGCCAGUCUAAAUAUUUACACAGAAGCAGCCUUGUGUAUGUGAAAAUGUGUGCAGUAUGUGAGAAGUGGUUAUUGUGCGUUUGUGGCACCCACUUUACAACAGUUUGCACUCAGAUUCAUCUAAACCUGAUUAGACUGCGCUGUCAACUUAACUAACUUCUUUUAAAUUUCUUUUUGGAAAUUUUGAGCACGUCUUGCAAAGGCAGCAAUCAUCCAAAAUAAAUUUGGGUGGAGUCCUUUAUUACAUGUGUUUUACUUUUUUAUUCUUAUUUGACUGAAGUUGUUACAAGAAUGAGAUCUUGGAUGUCUCAUUUUUUUCAAACUGUGUUGUAAUUUUGUGGCUGAUGUGUUCAAACCCUGACAAAGGUUCACAAGAAUGCUGACACGGCCUUAACUGUAGUGGUGUGAACAUGCUGCUACUGUAUAGCAUGUAAUUAUACCAUUAGACUGUCUUAAAAAUGUUGUUCAAUAGAGAAUGAAUAAGGUAUAUUUUAGAUACAACUUUAUAAGCACUAUAACCUCUUCACUAAUUAAGCAUUGUAAGCUCUAUGCUGUUUAAACUGGCAAAUUGCUGUUAAAAGCAAAAUGUUCAUUAAAUACAAUUGCAACCUUGUUUGAAA
Anas platyrhynchos (mallard) is the source of this 3827-nucleotide messenger RNA. It is a transcript of the gene INSIG2, whose product is annotated as insulin induced gene 2. The record is from RefSeq and is a predicted model, not a curated record. Gene Ontology annotation, cellular component: endoplasmic reticulum; SREBP-SCAP-Insig complex. Lineage: Eukaryota; Metazoa; Chordata; Aves; Anseriformes; Anatidae. Gene Ontology annotation, biological process: SREBP signaling pathway; cellular response to insulin stimulus; SREBP-SCAP complex retention in endoplasmic reticulum.